AUGCUCUCCCGAAGAAUUCAAUCAGGCGACUCUGGGAGACGGGAGUCCGAGCCGACGGCGGAUGGUCACGAUGCGGUGGCGGACGCGGCCGUUUUUGUUGCGGGCGCAUCGGCCGUGACGUCUAAAAGCCCAUCCGGACGUUUCUUGUGCCUGUUCUUGCACGAGUACCAUAUAAAAAGAACAAUAAUUCGAGCGUCGCAACGCCGGUUGGCGCGACCAAAACGAGAUAAGGCGCGCCUUUUGAGACGAACCCCGCUUACGCGUGACUCGGCUGUGGCUCAGUUUCAUGGCGCGAGAAGCCCCGAGGCGAAUCGAGCUCGACGUAUUGUCGAUAAUGCAGCGCCGCGAAAAUACUGGAAGAUGCGCUCCGCUGGCGAAUUCGGUGUCCUCGAGACGAGGCAUCGGGUUCAACGACCCGCCGUUCGUCUUGGGCCCGCAAAAAAUGCACUGCCCCAUCCCACGCCGAACGCAGUGCUCUCACACAGGCGCAAUUAUAUCGUUUAUGAACACACGCCGAGAGCGCGAAUACCAAUCGCCGCACGCGUAAUCGUAUGGCGCACCUCUCUCGCCUUCCGCGCUCCAGACAACAAU
Molecule: messenger RNA, 591 nt
Organism: Iphiclides podalirius (scarce swallowtail)
Lineage: Eukaryota; Metazoa; Arthropoda; Insecta; Lepidoptera; Papilionidae
Source: the annotation of a GenBank genome assembly